Molecule: messenger RNA, 3428 nt
Organism: Diachasmimorpha longicaudata
Lineage: Eukaryota; Metazoa; Arthropoda; Insecta; Hymenoptera; Braconidae
Gene: su(w[a])
Product: splicing factor, suppressor of white-apricot homolog
Exons: 8
Coding region: 653-2707 (684 amino acids)
Biological process (GO): RNA processing; mRNA 5'-splice site recognition
Molecular function (GO): RNA binding
Source: RefSeq, a predicted model, not a curated record
AUGAAUUUUAUUUAAUGAUGGGACCAGAAUUUUUAAUUUACUCCUGUCUUCAAGACUAUCUCAAAAUACAUUUUUUUUUCAUCUUUAGAUACUUGUAAAUACAAUUUCUGAAGACUAAAUGCAAAUAUUAUUCUUGAUGUAUACUGUCAUGAUAAAGGUCAAUGAUUAAUCAAUAAUGUAUUGAAAUAUCGUUCAUUCUUUAUUAACAUAUAAAGAAUAUUUAUGUUGAUACUUGUCUAUUAUUUCCAGAGCUACUUGCAAAAUAAUUUAAAGGUUUUUGAAUUUAUCUUGAUGCCAGUUCUCUACAACCUAAUCCAUAAAUACUCCUUCAUAAAAGCAAAUGAAAAUGAAACCGGAAAAUUCUGAAGGAGUCGAUAAAAAAAUCUCUUAUUCUUCCAAAAUUAUCAGGAUGGUGUAUAGAUGAAUAGUUGUUGUUCAAAGCCAACCGUGAUGAUCGAGAAGCGAUGAAAUCCUAUUAACCCUUUUUUACAUAUACGAUGGACGCGGGGCACUGGGGGACUUGAGAAUAUUCGAGCCGCCGUCUGGUGGCUUUGAUCAGAGGACGAUACUUACUGAGGAUGAACUCAAGGUCGAACAGCUGUGCGAUGAGGAACGAUAUCGGUCAUUAUACAAUAAUGACGCUGAAGAGUCAAUGUAUCAUGAGGAGGAAAUGAAAAGAUUACAUCAGGCGCUUGGUAGUGAACAUACUUAUGGCCAAGUUGCGUAUAAUUACGAUGAUCAGGACAGUCAGACAGCGGUGGGGGAGGAUUCUCAGAGUCCGAAACCAUCAGAAGGCUCGCAAGAAGAAGAUCAGGCAUUCGUAUUACCUCCAGAACUUGAGGUGCCUGAGGGCACAAUUUUGCCGGAUACACAAAAACUUGAUGCAAUCAUCACGAAGACAGCACUGUUUAUUAGUCGUCAAGGAAGUCAAAUGGAAAUCCUGAUAAAAGCCAAACAAGCAAAUAAUCCACAGUUUUCAUUUCUCUCCAUUGAUGGUCCUCUACAUCCUUAUUACAAAAUCGUUUUAGAAGCUAUCAAAUCGGGAAAAUAUAAUCCAGAAAAACCUCUAGAAAAAGAGGAAUCAGUUUCCGAAGCAUCGGAUGAGGACGAAGACGGUUAUCUUCAUCCGAGUCUGGCCUCGUCUCUCUCCAAAGUUGAAGCGGCUCCUAGUAUUCCGAGUAUACAGUACAAACCAUCGGCGGACUGUGCGUAUUCGAUGCUGGUAAACAGAAUAACGGGUAAACCACCACCAUCAAGGGCUCCACCACCUCUACCAACGCCCGAGGUGCCUGCCCAACAGGUACCUCUUGGAUAUUAUUCACCAAUGCCAAUGCAGGACUAUGCACCAUAUCCCCCAGCUCCACAACAGUAUUCCCAUGGUCCUGUUAUUUACGGACCGAAUGGCCAAGUUCAGUCACCGCCGCACGUCUCAACACCUCCGACCCAACCCAUGGACAGCUUUCCUUCCAUCAAGGAACCCCCAGCCCCGCUGGUACCGUACGGUACAUCCCCACCAAAACCCCUCAGUCGUCCCUCAUUCAUCGUACCCCCCGCAGACGUUCAGAUAAUAAUCGACAAGAUGGCUAGUUACGUGGCAAAAAAUGGUCGAGAUUUUGAGGCAAUCGUGAAAGCCAAAGGAGAUCCCCGAUUCAAUUUUCUCGAGCUAUCUCACCAGUAUCAUGGAUAUUAUGCGCAUAAAUUGACAAUCUACGAGGGUGGAGUCAAUCCAAAAGUCUUAACUGAAGAGGAGCUCCUUCGGAAGCAGGGGCCUCAGCAGGAGAAGCAGAAGAAAUUGGAAGAAUUGCAGAAGAAACAGCAGAGAAUGGAAGAAGUGCAAAAACGAGUGAAGCUCAUUCAAGCAAAGAAAAAAGGAGACAGGCAGGUCACAACAGUCUCGUUUUCGAUAAAGAAACCAAAGGAGGGAGAGCCAACUGUUAUGGAGAAGCGCAGUGCUCUACCGAUGGAAGAGAGUGAUGAAGAUGGUGAUGCAGAGAAGAUGGACAAGGAGGAAACAUCAAAGCCAACCACCCCCGAGCCUCCUGAACCUCCGAGAAUCAGUGAACCAGUGAGAAAAGAUUCUGAGGAGAAGGAACUUGUGGAUUUGACAGAUGAUAUUUUCGAGGACUGCCAGAAUCAGAUAAGGGUUAAGCAGGCUGAGGAUAAGAUCAAGGAUAAGUUGGCUGCUGCGGCCAGGGACAAGCUUGCUGCUACAUCCAGAGAACGAUUGCUGCAGAUGGAGAGGAAAAAAAAGGCUGCCAUGUUUCUUAGUCAGAUUCAAGCACCUAGUCUUCCAAAGAUUGUUAUCGAGAGGAUUGAGGAUGACUCUGAUGAGGUUCACUCCAUUCCUUCACCCACUCUUGACGACACCGGGGUUGUCAGUGGCAACUCACUGAUGAGCAGACUCAAGAGUGCUGAGUUUGGGAUUACUCGCACUAGGGUAAGGUCUAGAUCGAGAAGUAAAAGUAAAAGCAGGAGUGGGAGUGAGACUAAGAGUAAAAGCAGCAAACACCGUUAUCAUAAGAAGCAUAAAAAGAAGAAGAGCUCACAUAAGAGUUACGACAAUCCUAGUUCAUCGCGGUCCCAGCACUCUAAACGUUCUAAAAAAUCAUCGUCAAGGCACAGAACUCGCUCUCGAUCGCCGUCAAGACGCUAUCAAGGUCAUCGAAGCCGCAGCGACUCGAGUGCCUCAUCCUCUCUCACUUCAUGAACUUCAAAGCCUCCUGUAAUCUGUGUAAAAGUGUAAAUAGUCACUAAUUAUUAUCGCGAAGGUACUCUACUCCGAUGCAUUCUUCGAAAAUGAACGGAAUGUACUCCACUACCAGCGAUUCUUAAAGCAUAAACAAAAUGAGGAAUUUAGUAGGAGAAGUAAGAUAAGCAAAAUAUCGUGUUUUCCCUUAAAAAUUCAAUGACGACAAUCAUCGAGAUUACAAACGAUCAAAGAAAACGCGGUACAUCUCGCGCUGUCUGGAUCACAUGUUUCUAACCACUAGACACGUGACGUGACCCUGAAGUUUGCGAUGUGCGUUUCAAUGCGAUAUAACUGAGAAAAACAAAGAAUUCAGGGAUUGAAACCGGUGAACUAGAUUGUACCGAUUUCAGUUAUCACCUAUAAAAAUUCAAAUUGUACUUAAUUGGAUAAGAAAACAAACAACACAUCGAUAUAAUUAGCAAUUGUAAAUUCAUUGGAAUUUUUGGAUUUGUUCGCUGUUCAUUUUUCAACUACUGAAUUGAUGAUUCACACCGAAUUUAAAUUGUAAAUUAAUUUAUCGAACAAUAAUUGACAAAAGAUUAAGAUGUUCUCGCCUGAUGGAUAAAAUUCUUUUAUGGAAUGUAGAAUUAUUUGCUCGAUUGUCCCUUCACCAUUUCGAUUAUCACAGAUUUUGUGACUGUCAAAUUUCAAUUAAGAUAAUAAAAAGUUAAGAAUUGAA